Anolis carolinensis (green anole) is the source of this 3366-nucleotide messenger RNA. Its product is annotated as NADH-cytochrome b5 reductase 3. Lineage: Eukaryota; Metazoa; Chordata; Lepidosauria; Squamata; Anolidae. The record is from RefSeq and is a predicted model, not a curated record. The transcript is spliced from 9 exons. The coding region runs from base 151 to 1056 and encodes 301 amino acids. Gene Ontology annotation, molecular function: oxidoreductase activity.
GGGGUGGGCGGGGCCAGGAGGCUUCUGGGUUGGCUGAGGCUUUAUUUGCUUCACGGCGGGACAGCGGACGCUCCUUCCCAGUUUGUGGUCGGAGUUCUCUCAGGCCAGCGGAAAAAGCAGCAGCAGGAAAAAGCAGCAGCGGGAGGAGUCAUGGGGUCCUAUCUGAGCACGUUGGGAAAUGUAGCAUUGUCUCCAAUAUAUUUUGUGAUCAACUUGAUCAUGAGACUCUUCUCCAAGCCCCGUCCCGCUAUUACCCUGGAGAAUCCAGAUGUGAAAUAUGCAUUAAGGCUGAUUGACAAAGAGAAUAUCAGCCAUGACACCAGAAAAUUUCGUUUUGCUCUGCCUUCCCCAGAACACAUUUUAGGCCUUCCUGUUGGACAGCACAUUUACCUUUCGACAAGAAUUGAUGGCAAUCUGGUGAUCAGACCUUAUACACCAGUGACCAGCGAUGAUGACAAAGGCUAUGUGGAUCUUGUGGUGAAGAUUUAUUUCAAAGGAGUCCACCCUAAAUUCCCUGAAGGAGGAAAAAUGUCACAGUACUUAGAGAGUCUAAAGACAGGGGACACUAUUGAUUUCCGUGGGCCCAGUGGAUUGCUUGUCUAUAAGGGGAAAGGUGUGUUUGCCAUUCGUCCAGACAAGAAGUCUGAACCUGUUCUUAGAAGAGUGAAGUAUGUUGGGAUGAUAGCAGGUGGAACAGGAAUUACUCCAAUGUUGCAGCUGAUCCGAGCUAUUGUGAAGGACAAAGAUGAUCCCACAAUUUGCCAUUUACUUUUUGCUAACCAGUCUGAGGAGGAUAUCCUUCUGCGCCCAGAACUUGAGGAAGUGCAGGCUCAGCAUUCAGCCCGCUUUAAACUGUGGUAUACAUUGGACAGAGCACCUGAAAAUUGGAAUUACAGUCAAGGUUUUGUGAAUCAAGACAUGAUCAAGGAUCACAUGCCACCACCCCAAGAUGACACUCUCAUUCUGAUGUGUGGUCCUCCUCCAAUGAUCCAGUAUGCCUGCAUUCCCAACCUUGAUAAACUGGGAUAUUCCAAGGAGAUGAGGUUUGCCUACUAAACUGGAUUGGAGACAGGAUGACGUGGGAUAUGUAUGCAGGGGGAAAUAAUGGAAACACCACAGGGAACAAGAUGAAAGACAGAGGAAGUGACAGAUAUGCAGAGGCGUAGGGCUGUAUUCAAAAGGGGCUGCCAAAUUGACUGUCCAGGUUUGGUAUCUUUGUCUCAGCACCACACUGCAAAUAACUGUGUUGUAUACGGUAUUUUUAGCUUUGCUAUGCUAUUAAACCUGUAAUAAGGCCACUGGAAUAUGUUUAACUCUUUUAAAUUAAACAAACCAGGCUCUGGGCAUCACCAAAGAGUUUCUCACCCACAGAUGUAUUUCUGAUAUGGAGUAUCAAGCAGGUUUAAGUAGGAGAAGUGUUUCGCUUUUGCUGUCUCUGCCGCAAAGCUUUAAGAUGAGAGAAUUCAGGAUUGCUGUAUUGAAUGCACACUAUUCAUUAAUUAAAAUUUCAUUAUUGCCUUUGUUGGAAGACUGGCUGUAUGAUUAAUUUAGGAAAAAUUGUAUGUCUGAUGCAAACAUAUAGAGAAACCUAAGUAUAUUGAGAUCAUAGAGCUGAUAUACUUUCCCGUCUUUUCAGUUUCUCUCUGCUCUUUCCCAAGCUUUGUAUACCGAUGUUCCUUAGUUCCUCUCACUCUUUUCAUAAUUCAUGUGAGUUGAAAAGUAGUAGUUUGAAAGAUUUAUGUGGAAUUAGGUUCCACAGAUAUUAAAGUGGAAUCAAAGUUGUUGUAAAUUUAAUUUGGAUGUUAUUUAGUCACUCCGAGAAUUCUGAUUAUAUAGAACAGUGAAUAAAUAUAUUUUCUUUAAAUGUAGUAAUUUGUACUGUGCUCUUGAAGAGAUUUCAUACAAAAAAAACCUUUCACUGUAUUUGGCUUCUGCAUCAUCUUUUUUGACAGGAAAACUUUCUGUUACAAUGCUGGUUCCAAAAAUGGUUCCACAAAGAAAAUGAAUUUUAAAUUCAUCCGAUUUGCAUUUUUUAAAAGAAUGUAUUUUUUCAUUUUUUGGAGAAGAGUGAGCAUCCACAUUUUAAAAAAAGAAGAAACCUGUUUUGUGAUACAAUUUCACAAAAAUUUGCAUGCCUGUAUUCCCAAUUUGGUAACAGUUCAGUUCUUCCUUUUGUUACUGUUUAUUAGCUUAGGGAAGGUAAUAUAAGUAUUAGGAUUUUUUUUUUCAUUACACAAAUCACAGUUAAAUAGAUUGACAGUUUUGUAUAGUAAAAUGGUCUUGGGUGUCUCUCACUCAUUUCAGAAGGAGAACUUGCGUUUAGUCUCUUGGUCACUAUCCAUAUCACAAAAAAUGUUAAUAUGAAAUGUGUCUAGAUAUGAAUCUUUAAUGUGAGAUAGUAUCCAUUGGAUGACUCCAGUAAUGAAAAUGUAACACUUCAAUUUUUUGAAAUUACAUACACAAUGUGAGGAAUAUUUGGUGCUUUUGACGAUUUUCUGUGUCAUGUUAUAAAUCAUGCUAAGCCAGGGUUUAUCCCUGUUGCUUUAGCCAUGAAUUAUCUACUAAAGAAACAAGUUACAGCUGAAUUGUACUUUUUCUCCUGGCCCUUUUGUCAACACCUUCUUAAGACUAAGGAAAUAAGGCAGGGACAAACCAUGGCUCUGAAAGUAAAAGGAAGCCAUUUAAAAGCCACAGUCCACACACAAACAUCAACCCAUGGCUUCUUAUUGUGAUUUCAAGUUGGUUAACAAAUUGUAGAAGCUCAAAAGUUAGCACAUCUUCCUUGAGAUUUGAGAGCUAAAAAUCUCAGAACUUUAUUAACCUUGGCAUUGAAUAUCAUUCCGUCCUCUAAAAGGAAUAAAUUGCAGUAAUCUGACAGAUAAGGGUUUUCUCAGGGCCAAGUGUACAAAGCUGCCAUUUUAAAAAGUUAAGGACAAGGACAAGGGAAUUAGUUGUGCUGGAAGAAUACCAGAGAGCAAAAGCAUUUUUAAAAGGCCACCAGAUCUUGGUAGAUGCCUCAUGUCUACACUUUACUCUUCAAACAGUUACAAAUGGCAUCAUCCCAUAUAGUUUGGCUCUCAAUAUUAGAAGAUCAAGCAUAAAGAGUGAGAAACUUGGGAACAGUUCUGUAGCAGUGUGCACGAAAUGUCUCAAUUGACUUAAGUUCUUGCAGUAAACAAUAAGCAAUGUCAUUGACUUUUUUUGCUUCAUGUUUGUAUCACUGUGGGCAGAAGAGCCUUAACUUUUAUUAUAUGUACUAUUGGUGUCAUUGACUCAGUUCACACGGAGCGUUUUGUAUUACUUAUCCUGCCUAUUCAGCAUUUUUCCAACUAUUUGUGGUAGAAAUAAAAAAAAUUGCUUAAUAUA